This is a messenger RNA of Camelus dromedarius (Arabian camel), 2368 nucleotides long. Its product is annotated as arylsulfatase D-like. The coding region runs from base 265 to 1713 and encodes 482 amino acids. Gene Ontology annotation, molecular function: arylsulfatase activity. The record is from RefSeq and is a predicted model, not a curated record. The transcript is spliced from 10 exons. NCBI's taxonomy places the organism in Eukaryota, Metazoa, Chordata, Mammalia, Artiodactyla, Camelidae.
CCCACCACCACUUAGCAACACCCUGCCCUCCUACCGCGGCCCAGCCGGCGUCAAUCAGCUGCUCCCUGGCCCCAGUCUCUGGGAGCGCCGCCCCCAGGAAGCCUCCCAGGAAAACCUGUUUGCAAGCUCAAUUCCCUGGAGGCCACGGGAGUUUUAAGAGGAUUAGGGAGGGAGGGGGCGCAACGGACCGCGCAACUCCGUGGGCGGGUCCGGGACACGGCUCUGGGGGCAAGGUCCUGCGCUCCGUCCGGGCCGCGCUCGGCCAUGGGACCCACGUCGCAGAGCGGACGCGCCAAGCUCCCGGCCAGGGAGUUUCUGGCGGUUUUAGUCACUGUGAGCUGCCUUCUGAGGACGUGCGAAUUAAAAGCAGCAAAUGAGUUUAAACCAAAUAUCCUACUGAUAAUGGCAGAUGAUCUUGGCAUUGGGGACCUUGGUUGCUAUGGGAACGACACACUGAGGACGCCCAAUGUCGACCGACUCGCGCAGGAAGGCGUGCGGCUCACGCAGCACCUGGCGGCCGCCCCGCUCUGCACCCCAAGCAGAGCGUCUUUCCUCACGGGCCGACACGCGCUCAGAUCAGGCAUGGAAGCCAGCAACGGGUACCGGGCCCUUCAGUGGAACGCGGGCUCAGGCGGACUUCCCGAGAACGAGACCACGUUUGCCAGAGUCCUCCAGCAGCAAGGUUACGCCACGGGCCUCAUCGGCAAAUGGCACCAGGGCAUAAACUGCGAAUCGCGCACCGACCACUGCCACCACCCGCUAAACCACGGGUUUGACUACUUCUUCGGCAUGCCCUUCACCCUCGUCAACGACUGUCUCCCGGGCAGAUCCCCGGAACUGGACGCGGCCACGAGGGCAAGGCUGCGGCAUUACACCCAGAUGAUGGCCUUGGGGGUCCUCACCCUCGCGGCUGGCAAGGCCUGUGGGCUCUUCUUCAUUUCCUGGAAAGCAGUCUUGGGGGCGGCCAGCCUGCUCUUCCUGUUCUUUGUCUCCUGGUACGCCAGCUUUGGGUUUGCCCGCCGCUGGAAUUGCAUCCUGAUGAGAAACCACGAGGUCACAGAGCAGCCCAUGGUUUUGGAAAGAGCCGGAAGGCUUCUGCUAAAUGAAGCCGUUUCCUACAUCGAAAGAAACAAGCACGGGCCAUUCCUGCUCGUGGUGUCCCUGCUCCAUGUGCAUGUUCCCCUCGUGACGACAAAGGAGUUUCUUGGGAAGAGUCAGCAUGGCUUGUACGGCGACAACGUAGAGGAGAUGGACUGGCUCGUGGGGGAAAUUCUCAAUGCCGUCGAAGAACACGGUUUGAAAAACAAGACGCUCACGUACUUUACCUCUGAUCACGGAGGACAUUUGGAGGCAAGAGAUGAACACAGCCAGCUGGGCGGAUGGAAUGGCAUAUACAGAGGUGGCAAAGGCAUGGGCGGCUGGGAAGGCGGGAUCCGCGUCCCGGGGAUCUUCCGGUGGCCCGGGGUGCUGCCGGCCGGCCGAGUGGUCCACGAGCCCACCAGCCUGAUGGACGUCUUCCCCACCGUGGUCCAGCUGGGGGGCGGCCAGGUGCCCCAGGACAGGGUGAUGGAUGGCCACAGCCUGAUGCCCUUGCUACAAGGAGACGUUGAGCACUCGGCACACGAGUUCCUGUUUCAUUACUGCGGGAAAUAUCUCCACGCUGCACGCUGGCAUGAGAAGGAGAUAGGAGGACCCUCCUUACACACAUCCUGAAGGCAUCUGCCCUGGGUCCCCGGUUCGCGCUGUGGGGACAGCGAGGCUGGGAGACUGACUCCGUACCUGCUCUUGGGGUGAAGAUUCUCCGCUUGCUUUGACGCUCUGCUCUGCAGCCGUGAGUAUGGGAAAGCCCGGUCCCUGAGGAACGCACCCUCCCUGCGUGGAUGGUUUACACGUCUUGGGACGGACAGAAGCCCAUCAGAGAAGGUGACAGUAGGGAGGGUGACACGUGACAGGCUUCACGUUAAGGUCCGUCCCCAGCCGGAGUCCCUCAGCCCUGACCUGACACCCCGCAGCACCCCACACGUCUAUUAGGGGACAGUCCCGUGUUUGCUAGCCUUUUAAAUCUAUCAUACGUCCCCGGGAACCAGGGGCCACCGCAGACAAGAAUGAAAUAUGUUUCUCUCUGUUUUCAGAGAUCCGCACAUUCCCCACCCAGAGAACAUGCACAAAAGAAAAAAAAAAAAAACCCUAUAGUAUAAAUAAACAGACUUGAACACCCUUCUUCUGUUUUCUUGUUUAAAAACCCCAAGUUUCGUCCCACCUAUAAAAAACCAACAAUGCAAACAGCUUUGCUUCCAAUUUAGAGUUCGAGCUGGCUCCCCUGAUCUUUUUAAAUCUCUGCAGGAAAUCUUGGGCACUUUUUUUUUUU